Molecule: messenger RNA, 441 nt
Organism: Rasamsonia emersonii CBS 393.64
Lineage: Eukaryota; Fungi; Ascomycota; Eurotiomycetes; Eurotiales; Trichocomaceae
Exons: 6
Coding region: 1-441 (146 amino acids)
Source: RefSeq, a predicted model, not a curated record
AUGCCACAAGCCACACUUCAUACUCCCUUAAAGUUCAAACUUGAUUGGCGGGUACUGUAUCCGAAGAUACGGAAUAGACUUGAAUCCUACUCUACAUCAAAAACACAGUACGAUACAACUAGAACAACCCUCUCAACGCGACGUGAAAUUUUUUUUUGCUCAACUAAAGUUCUAUUUUUUUCCCCCUUGACCACAAUCUAUGAAAAUGAAAAUAUCUCACACCAACCAGAGCUAGUGAUUGGCAGCUGGCACGGUACUAUGUAUUACAUGAGAGGUAGUAGAUUCAGUAGAUUCAUACAGGAAGAAAUAGCAUCGGAGAAAAGGAAAGAAAAAAAAGAGAGAGAGAGAGAGAGAAUCCUGUCGCUAUUACUGCAGAUCUCUCACUGGAUAUCCAGACACGAGAUAUACGUAGACAGGUCGCAGUCAGACUAUCUGUCCUAA